UAGAGGGUAACAAGCUUUUGGUGAUGUCUUUCUGACAUCUAGUGUUUAAAUUUAUCAAUUUUAAAUUUUAAAUUUAAUUUCUCAAAGAAAGGGGAUAGCCUGCAUAUUAUCGUAGAAUGCACGACUGGACCGAUUGAGAUGUUGAUUUAAUUUAAAAAUGAUCAAGUGAUCAUGCAUUCAAUGGAAAGUCAGUACAAACAAAAUGGUUGCAUUUACAAAUUAACUCGAUAAGAAAGUAUCAAAUUAGCGUCGGAUGAUUUUAUUUUGAAGGACUUCUUGAGAUGUGGUGUGUUCUCUUCCGGGGAGCUAGUAACUGAAGCCAAAGCAAAGAUGGGACCCGGCGCAACCUCCGUGACGGAGCCAGAAGAAGACCUUAGAAUUUUUAAAUCUAAAGGAGUUUCAACAUCUUUACCGAAACACUCCUAUUGGUUUGACUUUUGGGUGUUCGCGCUCUUUGACAUCGCUUUAUUUCUCGUCAUGUAUUUCAUAGUCCCUUAAAAAGUUGGUUCCCUGGACUCUGGAGCCUGAAGACAUGGAGUGCUGGUCCCGCCCCGCUGUCAGGAAUGCUAACCAAGCUUUGACUGAAUUUAAUGCUGCGUUAUUUGCUUAACAUCUCAAGUUUCCACAGCUUGGAUCAUGUAACUACAAGUUUUAUAAAGGUGGCGUCCUGCUUUGAUAUCGGAGAAUUUAAACUCCUUCCCACUGUGACCUGUUGCCAGUUGUUGUUUUUUUCAUGGAUGGAUUUAUGUUGUCGCCAUUGGGAAGAGAAAAAAAAUUAAAUAUUUGUAUUAUUGACAAUUGCUGAUGCAAUGGGACCACCAGGACUUGUGAAAUGUACCUGUGAUAAUACUAAAAUGUUGUUAUAACUAUUAUCACUAUAAAUGGUACCCAGUAGAUACACCUGUUCAAUGUUUUUGAUCAAGUAGUUACUUUUAACAGAAUUAAUAGUAACAUUAAGUAAUUGUAUCACAUUUUAAGUGUUUUAGUUUUAUGUCUCCAGAUUGUCAGAUCAGCAACUGAGUCCUGGAAUGAAAAUAGCAAUCUCACAUCUGGAAAAGUGUGUUUUGUUGUAAUAAGCCAUCUGAUGAUCUAGUUUGGGGUCAGUUAAAACACCAGAGAAACAAGAUUUUUACCAACACACCAUAAAGAACAAUGUGUUGUUGUGGAGUAUAAUUCCAGCACACUAAAGUGUUGACAGUUUGCACAUGGAAAAUACUGCCAAUAAAGUGUAUUUACCUACCAGCUAAAUGUUGACCAUUUGAUUUUAGUUUGGCAUUGUAUAAUAUCCAAAGUUCAAAUUUUCUAUUUUCAUGUAGGACCUAACAAAGUACAAUGUUAGUCUUAGAUUUAUUCUGCAUGCUUUGGGGAGUUACUUAUGUUGUUAAAUGUGUCAUGGCCUAAAGUGAUUUCAUAAUUUGGUAAUUUUAAAAUGCAAUAUACAGCCAACAGCAACUAAUACAUUGUUUAGCUCAUCUGAUAGAUAGAAGACCUUAAUGAAUAUAGACAUUUAUGAACACCCCCCACAGUGUUGCUGCUCACAGAGAAUAGCUAAUGACUAGCUACAUAAAUGUAUUUGUUUUAUUUGCUUUAGAUAACAAGAAUUCAAAAAAUAAAAACACCUGCAUUUUCUUCUAAUUUUUACCUAUCAAUACCGAGUAGUCUUUGCGAUUCGCUUAUCAUGAGCUGGUGCUAUUUAUGAGAAGUACUUUUGUAUUGCUACAAUUGUUGCUAAGCAUACUGUAUACUGUAUCACGUCACUGAAUACUUUUAUUUUGAAAAGAAGUUACAUGUGUCCGCUUUGUAAGGAGCUAACAACAUAUGGCUUGUAACCUUAUGGUAGUUUGGUAUUGACUUCCAUAAGUGACUUUUUAUUGUCUUAAUAAUGGAAACGGCUGAAAGUUCCUAUCAGCUGGAAAAUACAGAUGUGUUUUUGCCAUUGUCAUCGCUAAGGCUGUUGAUCCCUCCUCUGCGGCUGCUCUCUGCAGCGAUGUGGCAGGUGGCUCAGCGGAGAGAUGUUCUUGAUUAUGUAAACCUGGAUGAGUUUGUGUCAUUGGUGACGGCCACAGUUCCAGACCUGCUCAGUCCAAAGCAACGUGGCAAACUGCUUCUCCGACUGCGAUCGAAAAUCAUUCUUGAGCUGUGCAGAAAUGAGGAAACAGCCAACAUUUUGUGUAUACAGCCUCACCUUGAACGAAUCCGCCCACCAGGAUACACAGGGAGUGGAGAUGCAGAGGUGGAUGCAGAGGAGGCUAUUUUCGUGGCGCUCAUUCAAACACUCCUGAAAGACCCAGCGGAGAGGGAGCAUUUUUACCAGGAGGUUUUUCCAACAGAAUAUGGUCUCAGCUAUGACACAGACAUGCAGCUUCUUGUGUGGGAGUUUCUUUCCAAACUGGAAAAACUCCUGCCAGUACCAGACCUUGGUCAGACAGUUUCAUGGCUGACCUCUGCCCCCUCCGUACUGAAGGACUGCUUGCAGGCGCUGUCCAAUCCUGACGACCUGAAGUCUCUCCUGCAACACCACAAAUGCCUUGAACACCUUGGUACACAAGGUACCACUGUGGAGAUGUCCACCCAGGUCUUUGCCUGCUCCGAGUGUCCAUUCUUCCACAUGCAGGAGUCCUACCUGCUGCAGCACAUUGAGCACAGUCACCCAGAGCACUACAGCAAAUUCCAGAAGGCUAUGGAGACAGCUGAGGCCCCCAAGAAGAAGGUCCAGUGCCCUGAGUUCCCAAAGCCUUUCCCCAUCCAUAACAGGCCUGACCCUCACAUGUGCCAGGAAUGUGGCAAAACUUUCACACGUGCCUCAGAUGUGAUGCGUCACCAGCGGACCCACACAGGUGAGCGCCCGUACACCUGUGAUGAAUGUAAGAAGGGCUUCAAGAACUCCUGGGAUCUGACCAGACAUCAGCGCAUUCACACUGGGGAACGACCCUUCCUCUGCUCCCAAUGUGGCAAACGGUUCACACAGAUGGGUUUGCUCAAACUGCAUUAUGAACGAACCGCCUGCGGCCAGACAUGCAACCCUCCCCUAGACUUAACGACAGAGGUUGUAGUGGCAGAGGAGACAUCAGAGAAAGGCGGUGGUCAGUACAAAUGCCAGAAAUGUGGCGAAAGCUUCUGUAGCAUCUUGGAGCGGCUGAGGCACAGGCAGGGGCAUGUGGUAAGGCGUCAGUACAAAUGCUCCCUGUGUGAGAAGAUCUACAGCCGAGCGUCAGAUUUAAAGAGACACCAGAUGAAACACACCGGUGAGCGGCCAUUUGCCUGUGAGUGUGGGAAAAGCUUCACCCAUGUGUGGCUUCUGAAUAAGCACCAGCAGAUCCACACCAGGGAGCGUCCAUACCCCUGUGCAGAGUGUGGGAAGAGCUUCACUCAGCUCCAGAUACUUAGCAGGCACCUGCUGACUCACAACGGGCAGCGGCCUUUCCACUGCUCAUACUGUGAGAAGAGCUUCACUCAGCUUGCCAGCCUUACACGCCAUGAGAGAAUCCACACAGGUGAGAGGCCGUACCUCUGCACCACCUGUGAGAAGACAUUCCUCACACAUGGAGAGCUGGGCAGACAUCAACGUAGCCACAGCAACCUUAGGCCGUUCAGUUGCUCACAGUGCCCUAAGAGCUUUAAAACCAAGCGUGCUCAGAGUGAACACCUCAAUACACACACAGGUGAGCGUCCGUUUGCAUGCACACGUUGUGGGAAGAGGUUUGCCAAGUCAACUUCGCUUGUCCGGCAUAACCUGACACACACAGGGGAGCGACCCCACCAGUGCUCUCAGUGUGGAAAGACAUUCCUCACCUCUGGUGAGCUGCUCCUCCACAAACGGAUCCACACAGGAGAAAGGCCUUAUCCCUGCUCCUACUGUGAGAGGAGAUUCAGGUGUUCCUCCGACCUCAACAUGCACAUCCGAACACACACCGGGGAGAAGCCACACAGCUGUCUGUUCUGUAAGAAGAGCUUCUCCACGUCUACGAGGCUGAAGAGACACAUGCGCACACACAUGGAGAGGGGCAUAUCUGUGGAAUCAUUUAAUCUUUGAGCUGUCAGGAGCUGAUGAUGUUUUUUUUUCAACAUGAAUAUUGCCUUCAUUAAAAAUAAAAACUGUC
Messenger RNA from Xiphias gladius (swordfish), 4100 nucleotides. Its product is annotated as zinc finger protein 2 homolog. The transcript is spliced from 8 exons. The record is from RefSeq and is a predicted model, not a curated record. The coding region runs from base 1883 to 4033 and encodes 716 amino acids. Gene Ontology annotation, biological process: regulation of transcription by RNA polymerase II. Gene Ontology annotation, molecular function: DNA-binding transcription factor activity, RNA polymerase II-specific; RNA polymerase II cis-regulatory region sequence-specific DNA binding. Lineage: Eukaryota; Metazoa; Chordata; Actinopteri; Istiophoriformes; Xiphiidae.